AAAAAAAAGAAUUAUGUGGGUGAUCGUAUAUAUAUAUAUAAACCAUUGUAACCAAGAAAUCAUCAUUAGUUAUUCAGAAUUUAACACUUAGAUUAAAAAUGAAGAAUUGGCAAAUUAUAUCUGCUCUGUUGAUAAUAUCGUGUUCGAUAUUUAACGGAGCAAUACAAAAUGAAAAUUCGGAAGACGAACAGACAUACCAAUUAAAAAAAAGUAUGACGAGAAAAGCUGCAGAAAAUGGAAACUUGGAAUUGUUAAAAUAUGCACAUAAAAAUGAAUGCCCAUGGGAUAGAAAGACAACAGAAGCAGCUGCAUCUAGUGGUAAUUUAGAAUGCUUGAAAUAUGCUUUUGAAAAUGGCUGCAAAUGGGAUAAAUGUACAACAGCUGCAGCUGCCAAAAAAGGUGAUUUAAAAAUGUUAAAAUAUGCACAUGAAAAGGAAUGUCCGUGGGAUGAAAGCACAACAGAAGCAGCUGCUUUUAGUGGUAAUUUAGAAUGCUUGAAAUAUGCUUUUGAAAAUGGCUGCAAAUGGGAUAAACGUACAUCGACUGCGGCUGCCAAAAGAGGUGAUUUAAAAAUGCUAAAAUAUGCACAUGAACAUAAAUGUCGAUGGAAUAAAAGUACAACAGAAGCAGCUGCUUCUAGUGGCAAUUUAGAAUGCUUAAAAUAUGCUUUUGAAAAUGGCUGUAAAUGGGAUGAACGUACAUCGACUGCAGCUGCCAAAAGUGGUGAUUUAAAAAUGUUAAAAUAUGCACAUGAAAAUGAAUGUCAAUGGGAUAGAAGUACAACAGAAGCAGCUGCUUCUAGUGGUAAUUUAGAAUGCUUGAAAUAUGCUUUUGAAAAUGGCUGCAAAUGGGAUGACCAUACAUCGAUUGCGGCUGCCAAAAGAGGUGAUUUAAAAAUGUUAAAAUAUGCACAUGAAAAUGAUUGUCCAUGGGAUAGAAGUACAACAGAAGCAGCUGCUUCUAGUGGUAAUUUAGAAUGCUUAAAAUAUGCUUUUGAAAAUGGCUGUAAAUGGGAUGAACGCACAUCAACUGCAGCUGCCAAAAGUGGUGAUUUAAAAAUGUUAAAAUAUGCACAUGAAAAUGAAUGUCAAUGGGAUGAAAGCACAACAGAAGCAGCCGCUUUUAGUGGUAAUUUAGAAUGCUUGAAAUAUGCUUUUGAAAAUGGCUGCAAAUGGGAUGACCGUACAUCGACUGCGGCUGCCAAAAGAGGUAAUUUAAAAAUGUUAAAAUAUGCACAUGAAAAUGAUUGUCCAUGGGAUAGAAGUACAACAGAAGCAGCUGCUUCUAGUGGCAAUUUAGAAUGCUUGAAAUAUGCUUUUGAAAAUGGCUGCAAAUGGGAUAAACGUACAUCGACUGCGGCUGCCAAAAGAGGUGAUUUAAAAAUGCUAAAAUAUGCACAUGAACAUAAAUGUCGAUGGAAUAAAAGUACAACAGAAGCAGCUGCUUCUAGUGGCAAUUUAGAAUGCUUAAAAUAUGCUUUUGAAAAUGGCUGUAAAUGGGAUGAACGUACAUCAACUGCAGCUGCCAAAAGUGGUGAUUUAAAAAUGUUAAAAUAUGCACAUGAAAAUGAAUGUCAAUGGGAUAGAAGUACAACAGAAGCAGCUGCUUCUAGUGGUAAUUUAGAAUGCUUGAAAUAUGCUUUUGAAAAUGGCUGCAAAUGGGAUGAACGUACAUCGACUGCGGCUGCCAAAAGAGGUGAUUUAAAAAUGUUAAAAUAUGCACAUGAAAAUGAUUGUCCAUGGGAUAGAAGUACAACAGAAGCAGCUGCUUCUAGUGGUAAUUUAGAAUGCUUGAAAUAUGCUUUUGAAAAUGGCUGUAAAUGGGAUGAACGUACAUCGACUGCGGCUGCCAAAAGAGGUGAUUUAAAAAUGUUAAAAUAUGCACAUGAAAAUAAUUGUCCAUGGGAUGAAAGCACAACAAAAGCUUCUGCUUCAAGUGGUAAUUUAAAAUGCUUGAAAUAUGCUUUUAAAAAUGGCUGUAAAUGGGAUAAACGUACAACGUCUGUGGCUGCCAAAAGAGGUGAUUUAAGUAUUUUAAAAUAUGCACAUGAAAAGAAAUGUCCGUGGGAUAAAAGCACAACAUACACCGCGGCAGAUAAUGGUAAUUUAGAAUGCUUGAAAUAUGCUUUUGAAAAUGGCUGUAAAUGGGAUGAACGUACAACAACUGCGGCUGCCAAAAGAGGUGAUUUAAAAAUGUUAAAAUAUGCACAUGAAAAUGAAUGUCCAUGGGAUGAAAGCACAGCUGAAGCAGCUGCUUAUAGUGGUAAUUUAGAAUGCUUGAAAUAUACUUUUGAAAAUGGCUGCAAAUGGGAUGACCGUACAUCGACUGCGGCAGCCAAAAAAGGCUAUUUAAGUAUUUUAAAAUAUGCACAUAAAAAUGAUUGUCCAUGGGAUGAAAGCACAACAGAAGCAGCUGCUUCAAGUGGUAAUUUAGAAUGCUUGAAAUAUGCUCAUGAAAAUGGCUGUAAUUUUAAUGAAAUUGAUAUUGCGAGAAAUGCUAUAUAUAAGGGUAAUCUAGAAAUAUUAAAAUAUGCCCAUGUAAAUGGAUAUGAGAUGAAUGAAGAUACAACUAAUUUAGUUGCCACUUUAAGUUAUCGUGACAUUAUAAAAUAUAUCCUUGAAAAUGGAUAUGCAUGUAAUGUAAAUACAACUUAUAUGGCUGCAAGAUAUGAUAAUCUUCAAAAUUUAAAAUAUUUACAUGAAAAUAGAUGUCCGUGGGAUGAAAGCACAACAAAAAUUGCUGCCGAUUAUGGCCAUUUUCAAUGUUUAAAAUAUGCUUAUGAAAAUGGAUGUCCGUGGGAUAAAAGUACAACGUCUGCGGCUGCCUUUAGAGGUAAUUUAAAAAUGUUAAAAUAUGCACAUGAGAAUGAAUGUCCAUGGGAUGAAAGCACAACAGAAGCAGCUGCUUUUAGUGGUAAUUUAGAAUGCUUGAAAUAUGCUUUUGAAAAUGGCUGCAGAUGGGAUAAACGUACAUCGACUGCGGCUGCCAAAAGAGGUGAUUUAAAAAUGUUAAAAUAUUCACAUGAAAAAGAAUGUCCAUGGGAUGAAAGCACAGCAGAAGCAGCUGCUUCUAGUGGUAAUUUAGAAUGCUUGAAAUAUACUUUUGAAAAUGGCUGUAAAUGGAAUCAAAAUAUAAUGAGAAGUGCAAUUCUAAAGGGUAAUCUAAACAUAAUAAAAUAUCUUUACGAAAAUGGAUGUAUGUGGUGUGAAGGAACUCUGCGUGAAGCUGCUACAAAAGGUAAUUUUGAAUAUUUAAAAUAUGCACAUCAAAAUGGUUGCAAAUGGGAUAAAGGCACAACUCAAGCUGCUGCAGCAAGUCGUUGUUUCAACUGUUUGAAGUAUGCCUACGAAAAUGGAUGUAUUUGGGAUGAAGGGACAACUCGAGCUGCUGCUGCAAGUGGCUGUUUAGAGUGCUUAGUAUAUGCCCAUGAUAAGGAAUGUAUUUGGGAUAAAGAUACAAUAGUUACAGCAGCUGUGCAUGGUAAGUUAGAUUGCUUAAAAUAUGCCCGUAAACAUGGAUGUGAUUGGGUUGAAGGUAUGAUGAGAGGGGCUGCAGCAAAUGGACAUUUAAAUUGCCUAAAAUUUGCUUAUGAAAAUGGGUGUCCCUGGGAGGAAGGCACAACAAGGGAAGCUUCUGCGGGUAGUUAUAUUAAAUGUUUAAUAUUUGCACAUAAAAAUGGGUGUAAUUGGGAUGAAGGAACUUUGAGUGGAGCUGCUGCAAAUGGCAAUUUAAAUUGCCUAAAAUAUGUUCAUGAAAAUGGUUGUGAGUGGGACGAAAGCACAACAAGACUUGCUGCUGCAAAUGACCAACUUUAUUGCAUAAUAUAUGCACAUGAAAAUAAUUGUCCUUGGAGUAGCGGUACCAUUUCUGCAGCUACUCAAAAAGGUUAUCGUCAAAUAAUUAAAUAUGUUACUAAAAAUGGCUGUCCUAAUUAAUAUUCUGAUAAAAUAUUGUAAUUUUUAAUAUAUUAAUUUAUGUCAAUUAUAUUAUUUAAAAUAAAUUGACAGGAACCAAUAUUCAAUAUAUAUAUUGUACCUAAAAGAAACUAAAAAAAAUUCUCAAUAUUACUUUUUUUUUUUGAUUAUUUAAGAUAUCUGUGAUAAAUGAAUCACUCUAUAUAAUGAGUUUGUUGUUAUAUAU
This is a messenger RNA of Daktulosphaira vitifoliae (grape phylloxera), 4140 nucleotides long. RefSeq lists its product as uncharacterized. The record is from RefSeq and is a predicted model, not a curated record. Lineage: Eukaryota; Metazoa; Arthropoda; Insecta; Hemiptera; Phylloxeridae. Bases 99 to 3935 code for a protein of 1278 amino acids. The transcript has 4 exons. Gene Ontology annotation, molecular function: protein binding.